AUGCCCGGUACGCGCAGUCGCGCUAGCGCCGCAACCCAGAUCCAUGACGAUGCAGACGACGACCACCCAGCAUCCGCCGGCCUGACCUUCAAUGAGCCCUUGACAUGGCGCGCCGGAAAGCCCAUCCCCGUCGCCGAGCUCCUGCGCCGCCUGCAGGCUCUGUCGCAGGAGCUGCGGGGUCUGGAUCAAGAGGAGGCAGAGCGCGACGCCCUGCUGCCCGUCGCGAAGGAGCUGGCAUCCCAGAACCUGCUGUCGCAUAAAGAUCGCGGUGUCCGUGCUUGGUCUGGCUGCUGCAUCGUCGACAUGUUCCGCCUAUGCGCUCCCGAUGCGCCCUACACCGCGUCGCAGCUGAAGGACAUCUUCAUGCUCUUCAUCAACACCAUAUUCCGCGCCCUCUCCGACCCUUCGGACCCUUACAACAGCCAGCACCUAUAUGUUCUAAAAUCGCUGGCCGAGGUCAAGAGUGUCGUCCUCCUCACCGACAUUCCAUCCUCCAGCAAUCUGAUGAUUGCAUUGUUCACCAUAUGCUUUGACGUCCUGUCGGGCCCAUCCAAAGCCGAGUCGGGCGAGGAGCUGAGCAAAAACGUCGAGCACCAUAUGACGGCCGUGCUCGCAACUUUGGUCGAGGAGUCUCAAGGCCUUCCUGGCGAGGUCGUGGACGUCAUUCUGGCUCAAUUCCUACGCGCGGAUCCCAGGUCGAUAACGGGCAAUGGCGCCAAGGGAAAGAAAGGGUCCCAGCUUGAUGAGAGGCAAUCCACUCUGUUGCUGAGGGAGGCACCGCCCGCGUACAACAUGGCGAAGAACAUUUGCAAUGCAUGUGCGGACAAAAUGGCACGCUUGAUCAGCCAAUACUUCAGCUCCGUCAUCGUAGACGCUACCACGGCUGGUGUUGGCUCUCUCCACAAACCUGGCAAGCAUCGGGGUAGGAGGGAGAGCAGCGUCGGGGACGAUCCUGAUGACGAUCGGCCCCGUCAAGUCACGGAAGAGGAUUUACAAGAAAGCCGCAAGGCCCACAGACUUCUGCGCGAGCUAUGGCGGUCUGCGCCCAUGGUUCUGCAAGACAUUGUGCCCCAGCUGGAGGCCGAGUUGGGUGCGGAAGAUGUUCAACUGCGGAUUCUUGCGACUGAGACCCUCGGAGACAUGGUGGCCGGAAUCGGGGCAGCAGGGCCACCUCCGCCACCAUCCUACAACCCGUCUGCCUAUCCCCCUCAAAGUCUCACAUCUCCUUCGGAACGCCUACAAACUUACAACUUCUUGACUACACCGACAUCUCCUCAUUCAUUUUCUUCGAGAUACCAUCAAGUUUACGAAAGCUUUUUGAGCAGGCGCAACGACAAAUCCCCCGUCAUCCGUUCGGCCUGGGUUACGAGCAUUGGCAGGAUCCUGGCAACUAACGCUGGGGGGGUUGGUCUGGACGUCGAGGACGAGCAAAGACUACUCAAAUUCCUCGGCGACAUGCUUGUGGACGGAGACGAGCGUGUGCGUCUAGCUGCUAUCAAGACGAUUGAGAGGUUCGAGUUCGACGACAUCCUCUCCAAGCUCGGGAGCAGAGGCGGGAUUUCUGAACCCAGUUCCGUCCUCAGUAAUUUGGCCGACAGAGUCCGCGAUCGGAAAUCCGCAGUCCGCACCGAGGCCACCAAUCUUCUCGGCAAGGUUUGGGGAGUCGCUGUUGGUGCCAUUUCUGAAGGCAGCGAGCGUGCCGCUCAGUUGCUUGGUCCAAUUCCUUCUCGCAUCCUAGACGCUUUCUAUCUCAAUGAUCUGGAAGUCAACGUUCUCAUCGACCAUGUUCUCUUUGAGCAACUUCUGCCACUAGGUUACCCGGCAAUCAAGAACAAAUCUCGCAGUCAGGACAACCAAGCAAACGGGAGGACGGAGCAUACUGAAGCUGAUUCUGACAAACUCAGAGUUGAACGAAUCCUCAUCCUCAUCAGAGAUCUUGUUCAGCGGUCCAAGGUGGUCCUAUUCUCCAAGCAGAGCAACCAGGUCAUGCUAGCCAAAUACAUGGAGGCGCUUCUGAAAAAGUGUGAAGAUUACAACGGCGGUGUUAUAGAAAAGGGCGAAAAGGAAACCAAACUCCACCUUGGCAAGCUUAUCGACUACCACGCAAAGACCCUGCCAGAAUCCUCCAGGGCUUCCGAAGACCUCUGGAAGUUCGCCAAGAUGCAUGAUCGCCGGGCCUACCAGCUCAUCAGAUUCUGCAUCGCUCCGGACAGCGACUACAGAAAGGUUUACAAAGCCAUCAAGGAGCUCACCAAGCGCAUGGACGAUGCCACUGGCUCAACGGCGACCAUGCUUGACACUUUGAUACCCCUGAUAUACCGAGCAAGUGUUUUGCUGUACAACAAAAGCCAUGUGCCCGCCAUCAUUGAAUUCUCGCGGACGGACGAGAAGGGUCUCGGGAGCACAGCUCAUGAAGCGCUCAAGGAGAUUUCUUCCCGCAACCCCGACGUUUUCCGAGGCUACGUUCAGGAAAUGUGCAGAGCGCUGGAGAACGAAGCGCCAACGGCGAAAAAGUCGAAUGGACCCGGUGCGGUGGACGAUCUCAAAGCUUGUGCAGGUUUCGCCAAACGAUUCCCAAAGGAUGUUCCCGCGGAGCGCAAAUUUGUUCAGAGCAUGGUCAACUUCGCCGAGUACGGCACACCGCCCAAGGCGGCCAAGUACGGCGUGCAGAUUCUCCUGACCAGCACGGACAAGAAGGAUAUGCACGCCCGCGAUCUCCUUCGCAAGAGCACCAAGGGCUUUGAAUACGGGAAAAGCAACUAUCUCGCUCGCUUGGCCUCCAUGAGUCAACUCAUGCUCCUCGGUGGAAAGGCCAUUGAAGAUGAGAUUGACCCUGUGAUCGACAUCUGCAUCAACCAAGUGUUGCUGACCAAGUCAGCGCCUGUCGAUCCUGCAGAUAACCCUGCAUGGAGGGACGAGCCAAGCGAAGACUGUACAGCUAAAAUGUGGGCGCUCAAAGUACUCGUGAAUCGCCUCCGCGGCAUGGCACCAAACGACACCAUAAAGGAGACGUCUGCUCCAGUUUUCCAGCUCCUCAGGACCUUGGUCACCAACGACGGCGAGCUGUCAAAGAAGGUUGAGAGCCCUGCAGCUCAGAAGUCGAGAUUACGUCUCCUCGCCGCGCAACUCCUCCUCAAGCUCUGCCACGAACGCCGCUUCGACGCGCUGCUCUCGGGCCAGGCCUUCAACGAGCUGGCCGUCGUCGCCCAAGACCCCAACCCGAACGUGCGCGAAGGCUUCGUCAAGAAGCUCAUGAAGUACCUGGGGCAGGACAAGCUGCCGCGGCGCUUCUACGCGCCGGUGUUCCUGCUGGCGUUCGAGCCCGAGCCGCGGCUCAAGGACGGCGCGACGACGUGGAUCCGGGCGCGGCAGUCGGCCUUCUCCAAGACGCGCGAGCCCGUGUUCGAGAACGGGUUCGCGCGCUUCCUCAGCCUGCUCGCCCACCACCCGGACUACAGCGCCGACCCGGACAACCUGCGCGACUUUGUCCAGUACGUCAUGUUCUUCCUCAAGACGGUGGCCAACGCCGACAACGUCUCGCUCGUGUACCACGUCGCCCAGCGCGUCAAGUCGGUCGAGGACGCCAUCGACCCCGCAAAGAGCGAGAACCUCUACGUGCUGAGCGACCUCGCGCAGGGCGUGAUCCAGCGGUUCCAGACGCUGCACGGCUGGAGCAUCCAGGCGUUUUCGAAGAAGGCGCGCAUGCCGGCGGACGUGUUUGCGAACCUGCCCGGCCACGACGUCGCGCAGGAGAUUGCGGAGAGGCAGUACGUGCCCGAGGAGCUGGUGGACGAGCUGGACGACCUGGUGAAGGCGAGCAUGAGGACGAAGAAGCGCAAACCCGACUCCUCAGGCGACGCUUCCACCCGCGACAAGAAACGCGCCCGUUCCUCAAUGGCGUCGUCGUCCGGCCUCGCCAUCCGCAAAGCGGCGUCGUCGAAGAAGAUGAAGAGGCCGAAGAAGGCGAAGAAGCCUCGGAAAGGCGGCGACAUCCCGGCCAGCGAGCGGAGGCGCAGCGGCCGCGUCGUGGGCGAGCGCAGCUACGCGGAGUUGGACAGCGAUGACGAGGAGGGGGGAGCGGCCGAGGAUGACGAGGAGGUUAGUGAGGACGACGACGAGGAGGUUAGUGAGGAAGAAGAGGAGGCGAGCGAGGAGGAGGGUGAGGAGGGGGGAAAUGAGGAUGUGGAGAUGGCGGAUCGGACGAGCGAGGGGGAGCGGAAUGGGGCGGCGAGUGAACAGGAAGAAGAAGAGCAAGAAGGUGAAGAAGAAGGCGAAGGCGAAGAAGAAGAGGAGGAGGAGGAAGAGGAAGAAGAAGAACAGCCCGAACCGCAACCAAAAGCCACACCGAGAAAAGCACGUGGCGGUGCAAGUCGAAAAUCUGCGGCUGCCGAAACGCCAAAGGGUGGUGGUGGCGGGAGCGCGGUAAAACCGUCAACAUCGGCGAAGAAGGGGAAAAAGGACAGGAAGGCGGAUGAGGCGGCGGUGGACACGCCUCCUCCCCGGGCCUCGAGGAGAGGCGCCAAGGCGGCGGAGGACAAGCCGAACGGCGAGACGCCAGGCACUGCUUCUUCCACCGCAGCGAAGGGGGAUGCUGCUGGUGGGAAGAGAUCGACGAGGAGAUCGGGGAGGUCGUAA
Messenger RNA from Diplodia corticola, 4635 nucleotides. RefSeq names its product sister chromatid cohesion and dna repair protein. Bases 1 to 4635 code for a protein of 1544 amino acids. Gene Ontology annotation, biological process: DNA repair; mitotic sister chromatid cohesion. NCBI's taxonomy places the organism in Eukaryota, Fungi, Ascomycota, Dothideomycetes, Botryosphaeriales, Botryosphaeriaceae. The record is from RefSeq and is a predicted model, not a curated record. The transcript has 3 exons. Gene Ontology annotation, cellular component: chromatin; nucleus.